Periconia digitata is the source of this 1320-nucleotide messenger RNA. NCBI's taxonomy places the organism in Eukaryota, Fungi, Ascomycota, Dothideomycetes, Pleosporales, Periconiaceae. The record is from the annotation of a GenBank genome assembly.
GAUGUUGCAUGGCGUCCAUGUGCGAAUGACGGAGCACCACAUCGACGUCGCACCCGUCGCCGGGACUGGGGCUGGCGGAACGAGCAAAUGGGGAUGGCAACGAUGGUUCCGCGUCCGUCGUCCUCGAUUUUCUUUUCCCCGUGGCCAUCUCCUUCUUUCUCCAUGCCCCCUCCUCCAUACCGGCCGGCGGCAAUGGCUAGCAGCGGCGAUGACGAUGGUGGGGUUCAUCGAUGGCGAGCUGGGGAAAUGCAUGUCAGGUGAAGGGUGGCCACAACGGCGCGGGCGUCUUUGGUCUUGGUAUUCCGCCCUUGGCGCCGCUAAUCAGGUAUGGCGUGGCGGUCUCCGCCUAUCGCCUGCGCGUCCUAGAACCAAGACCAACCUCAUCGGAAGUCGGCACCAGAACAGACACUUAACGUCAUCUUGUCCGCCUGGCAUCCGAAGCCCUUCUGCAAGUUUUGGUGGGCGUGCAAGCCUGAUUAGCUCGAUAGCCUCACACCUCUGCCGCCAAGCUCUUGUCCGCUCUUGUUCCAGAGCCAGCAGAGAUGCAGCCUUGCUGCUAGCCGGUUGGCAUUUCUUCGUCAUACACCAGCUUGGAGCCGAAGCUUGUUCAGAACGCAAACCUGUUGACCGAUUCCUCCCAAUUCCAGCCCGGCCCUCUAUCGGCGAACCCAUCUUUCAGCCUCUCAGUGGCGCAAUCCGCCCCUGUGCUGGCUGAAUCAGUCGUCGAUGCUUACAUCUGUUAAGGGUCUUGACUUCGACCUUGGUACACUUUUUCCAGCCCAUUGCUGCAGGUGGCUUCUGGCUUGACACUUGCUGCCCCACAAUUCUCAGCCAGUUUACGUGUGGAUAUGACGAACUGUAUCGUCAGCCCGUCUUCUGUUUCGUCUGUCUGAUGUAUGUAUGUGCAUGGAUUGAUAUUCACCCGGGAUGCUGAUGCAUCUUGAACUCGUGAUGCUUCCUUCAUGUACAUACACGCAAUCCGGUCAGUGGCCUGUUCCGCGAGGCUUACACGCUGAAGCUUCCGAAUCAAGCAGCCACUUCAUCCGAGCAUCCGUCCUUUGAACACGUUCAGCUCCAUUCCCGUGCACAGGUACAGUCUUCAAAUGUCCUUAAUGCCUCAUCGAAUCAAACACCUGGAUAGCUGCAGCGUGGCCAAUGUUGCACGGUGGGGCUUCGGGUCUAUACACCUCUACUUUAAUCCUCCAAGUUAUCCCAUCUUCGAAGGGUUUCAAUCUUCGUAUUGGCCAGUAGGAUCCCUGCAUGAUCCUAAUGUCUUGGACUCUCUUGUAUGCAUCAAUCGGAAAGAUGGGUCUUAUCAGU